Molecule: messenger RNA, 456 nt
Organism: Ambispora gerdemannii
Lineage: Eukaryota; Fungi; Glomeromycota; Glomeromycetes; Archaeosporales; Ambisporaceae
Source: the annotation of a GenBank genome assembly
CAAUCAGUUCCUAGCUUACCUUAUAUGAAUAUGACAAGAAGUCAUACUGCGGUCAUGUAUAAUGGAUAUAUGAUUAUAGCCUUUGGAGUUUACGGAAGUUAUUCUUUUACAUCUGAAGUAAAAGUUAUGGAUGUGACAAAUUUAAGCUCGUUGACUUGGGUUCCGACUUAUAAAGCAGGAACAUCACAAACGACUACUGGUUCAAUAAGUACUUCAACUUCAACCACUGAAGUCGUUGAUAACAAAAAGAAAUUUAUUUUAAUUCUUGGAUCUGCAAUCGGUGGUGGGCUUGUUAUUAUUGCUUUUAUAAUAUUUUUUAUGCGUCGACGACGUAAUACUCAAAAUAUAAGACAUUCGGAAUAUUCUGCACAUUCGAACAAUGAACCAGUUUCUGCUAAUAUCUCAACUGUUAAUUCAACAGGAUUUCCAACCCAAAUUCAGAAUUCAAGCCCACCU